AUGAUGUUGCAUGUCUUGUGUCUCACGUACAGCAAGACCAACCUGAACCUGAUACAUGAACUGCAGGCACAAUGUCCGGAAGGCCAAUCCAAGCUGAAUGAGUUCUUAGAUUGCACCCAUCAAACACUAGCUUCAACCUCAGACGCCGGGCAGGCCAAACUUAACCAGGAGGCCACACAGCUCAAUGACAGGUGGGAGAAGGUGUUGGCCAAGGUGGCUAAAUCAGAGGCGAAGCUUGAGAAGAGUCUACAGCAGAAAGAAGAGCACAAUAUGAAGAAGAACGAAUUUGAGAAGUGGUUGGCCGAGAAGGAGGUUGAACUUGAGGAGUGCUUCGUGCUGCAGGCAGACCUCCCUGGGAAGGAGGGAGCCAAUCACAGAUGCAAGAGACUUGUCGAAGACAUAGCCCAACAAGAGCCUUGGCUGGCUGAGUUGACACACAGUGCUCAGCAGCUGCUAGACACCAACAUUGAGAGUAUCUCAGUCCGAUUCCACACCCUGAAAAAUAGAGCCAAUGAAUCAUCUGAGCAUGCUUACAGGGCUCUGGAUCACCACAGACAGUUCAAUCAGAGCAUGGAUUACUUUCAGAGCUGGCUAGCUGAGGCGGAGCAAGUCCUGGAUGACAACAAAGAUGUACCGCCAAGAAUGGACAGACUCAAGCAGCAGCUACAAAACCUGAAGAAUUUGGAGCAAUCUCAAGAUGUCGGCCGACAAAAGGUGGAUGACAUCGCCACCCAUGCAGACCUUGUCUUGGCAUCAACAGCCCCACCUGGUCAGACCACUGUCCAACAUUACCUCAACAGUCAGCAGCAAGACCUGAUGGCACUGGCCGGUCACACCGCCCAGGCUAAGGACCAAUUACAGGGGGUGUUAGAGAAGUGGGAGGAGCACAGUGCCAGCUGUAAGAAGCUCUCUGAUUGGUUAAUGACUGCAGAGACAACUCUUGUGAACUUGGAGAAGCCGUGUGUUUAUCUAGAAGAGAAGAAAACACAACUUGACAAACUGAUGACCCUCGAAGAGAACGUGGUUUCCCAUCAAGCAGACGUUGAGGUUGUAACCCCACAAGCCCAACAGCUCACCCUGCUGGGUGUGUCUGAUCCUGGCGUCAGUGCCAGAGCCCAAGAUAUCACCGAUGAGUACCAGGAUUUGUGCAGCAGGCUCAAGGUUGCACUACAGCAGAGAGAAGAGCAGGUUGCUCAUCACCAGCAACUGGCCAAUCAGCUGCAAGAUAUGAAUGAUUGGCUGAAGGCCAAGCAGCUUGAGUUGGAUCAGUGCUCAGGAUUGGCUGCUGAUAGAGAGGCUAAUGAAGACAGGAUACAGCAGCUGCAGGUUGUACUUGCCACCUUACCAGAGGGUGAGGCCCAGCUGCAAUCCUCCAUGGACCAGAGUGCCAUUGUCUGCCCCAGCACUGCACCGGCCGGGCGCGAUCGCAUUGACCAGCAGCUGCAGAUGGCUGCCGACAGGCUCAAAGCCCUGAGACAGCAGGCCGAGAGAAGCCAGCACCAGCUGGAGGAGGGGGCGGAGCUGCAGCGGAACUACGAGGGGCGGGCUAAGGAGCUGAGGGAGUGGAUGGCCGGGGCAGAAGGGGCGCUUGGAGAAGCUGAGCUGGAGGGAGAGGUGGGUGAGGGACAGCUAGAGGUCAAGCAGGCUCACCUGGAGAAGGUCAAGGCCCUGUGUGAUGAGAGCCAGGAAUUGCAGCCAAUCAGAGCCCAAGUUACAUCACUAGGCCAGCAACUGAUAGCCAGUAACCCAACUGCUGUACACAUUGGUAGUGAAACCACCAGACUGACUGCUGGGUACCAGACCUUACACAUGAAUCUCAAGGAUCGCCUGCGCCAGGCAGAGCGAGCAGUCACCGAGCAGCAGAACUUCCAGUCAGCCGUGGAGGAUUUCUACAAGUGGCUGCGUGCCGCCCGAGAGACCCUGACCAACUGUCGGAAUGUGACAGGGGAGAAGCCGGACGUCAGCUCCAGACUGCAAGACCUGCAGGAGUUGAUGUCCAUGCGCCACCGCGGUCAGAGCCUUCUCAACUCGGCCAGCAGCAAAGCCGAGCGUGUCUUGCCCCAGACGGCCCCAGACGGCCAGGAGGCCAUACAGGCUCAGAUUGCUGUCAUGAGGGGAGACUACGCCUCCCUGUUGGAGGAUACCAUCAGUGUGAAGGAUGCGCUGGAGAGCUGCGUCAGGGACUGGAACAGGUAUGAGGCGAGUUGUGAUAAGUUGUCCCGUUGGCUUGCCGAGGCCAAAGGUCAAAUCAGGACGGCAUCUGAGCUGAAGUCCACUCUUGGGGAGAAGAAAGUCCAACUGGAACGAUCCAAGGCUAUACAGCAAGACAUUGCUUCCCAUCAAAAGGACAUUGAUGCCCUGACUGAGCAUGCUAAGAAACUUUUGGACCGAAACCCAGAUGGCCUGCAGCCAAUUACUGAAGAACUUCAGAUGUUCACCGACCAAUACCAAGCUAGCAUGGACAACAUUAAGCUGGCUGUUGACAACCACGCCCUGUCUGUCGCUGAGCACAAGGAGUUCCAACAAGGACAGCGAGAAUUUGCCAACUGGCUGAGAGAGGCCAAGAACAAGUUGACGUCCCUGACCGACGUAUCUGGCAACAGCAAGACAGUGCAGGCCAAACUAGCUGCCUUGGAGGAUCUGCUCACUGCCAAAGAAGCAGGCCAGGAGAAGUUGGACUCCGUCACUGGCAGCGGAGGCAGGACUCUCCCACUCACAGCAGCGGCUGGACAAGAGACCAUCACUCAGCAGCUGCAGAAGGACCAGGAGGAGCUGGCUGCGCUGAUGGCCAGCCUGCUAGACUCCAGGGACAGGCUGAAGGAAUGCGCCGGGCAGUGGGAUGUGUAUGAGGAGAGCCAGGCUGAGAUGGAUGGCUGGCUGAGGGAGUUGGAGGAACAGCUAGGGAAGGGACUAGAACUCCAGCCUGGAUUGGAGACUAAGCGGGAACAGGUUAAUGAGUUCAAGGCCCUUCAAGAAACCAUCCAGAGCAGGCAGCCAGCUGUGGAGGCUGUGUCCAGACAGGCUCAGAGCCUUUUGGAUAGCAGUGUUGGUAAUGUAGGCGUUGUCAGUGAGUCGACCAGACUGGCCUCCAGGUUCCAGAGACUGAUCAUGACAGCCAAGGACCAGCUGAAAAAGAGUGAGCACAAUGCUGCAGACCACGCCCAGUACCAGGAUGCCCUAAACGACUUCAACUCCUGGCUAGCCUCCUCUCAAGAAGCCCUGGACCAGAACUCUGGUCUCCUUGGCGACAAGCUGACCCUCCAGGACAGAGCUAAGAACUUGAAGGACUUGGCAGCCACCAGAGGAACUGGACAUAACCUCCUGCAGGCUCUGGAUCACAGAGCUGGCAAAACCCUCCCCAAUACAGCCGUCUCCGGCCAGGAGCUCUUGAGGCAGGAUACCAGGGCUGCUCACGCUGCCUUGGAGGAGCUUGCAGCAAGUUUGAUUAAGCAGACUCAGGAUCUGCAGCAGUGUUUGAGCCUCUGGGACGACUUUGAUGGCCAGUACUCUCAAGUGACGGAGGAACUGGGAGAGGCAGAAGUUAUCCUGGUCAAAGAACCCGAGCUGGCACCAGAUGUGAAGCACAAGGAACAACAGCUUAAUCGGUACCAGAGUUUGGCUGAUGAGGUAGCUCAACAGAAAGAAUCCUUGGACUGUCUCUGGGCUGGUGCUAAGGAACUUCAGAGAUUGACAGAGGAAGAUGAAAUUACCAAGAAGGCAACCGAGAUGAUGGAACGCCACAAGAAAUUAAUGCAAGCUGCCAAGGCAGCUGUUGAAACAACGUUCCAGAGAGCAGAGAACCACCGGGAGUACAAUGACCUCAACAGGGCCCUUUGUCAUUGGCUGGAAUCGACCAAUCAGGCCUUGAGACACCACAGCUGUCUUGCUGGCACCAAAGACACCCUCAAUCAACAACUGGCCAGUGUGACAGAAUUGAUAUCUGAUGUUCCAUCUUGUGAGGAAAAGCUCAUGCAGCCCACCCAAGCUCUUGGUGGUAAAGUCCUCGCAGAAACCUCCCCAGAUGGGUGUGCCAUAGUCCAGCAAGAACUGGAUCAAUCCAGCCGGGACUGGUCCAGGCUGGUCGGAGACGCCGACGACAUCAAGCUGUCUCUGGAGGGUGCCAUUUGUCAGUGGGAGGAGUAUGAGGAGGAACAUGAGAGGCUGGUCCAACGCCUCAACGAGGCAGAGGCAGAAACGAGCCAAGAGCUGGAGUUGAAGAAAGACGUAGCCGAGAAACAAGAGCAGCUGGAGAGUUUGAAGAUUGUCUACGAGGACGUCCUUAGCCUGGAGACAUCCCUCAAUGCUGUGGUCUUGAGUGCUGACCCUAUCCUAAACAACAACCCAAUGGAUUCCACUGUCAGUGGACAGCUAUCCCAGGCUAGACUUCGCCACCAAACAUUAGUCAACACCAUGAAGGCCCAGGUCAAAUUGUGCCAGGAGAGAGUCCAAGACCAUACAGACUUCAGUCUGUCCUUGGAGGAAAGCCAGAGUAUUCUCAGUGAAGCAGAGCAACGGCUGAGCCCCCUGCAAGACAUCUCUGGAGACAGGCCCUCUGUUGAUGCUAAACUAGCUGCUCUGGAGACCAUGGCCAGUCACCUAACCGAGUUUGAAGCCCAAGUCCGUUGUGCCACCGACCAGGGUCACCACAUCCUGCCGCACACCUCGCCUGAGGGUCAAGAGGUUGUCCAGGGUCAAGUGGCCGACCUAUCGGUCACGCUGACCUCACUGGUGCAUGGUGUGAAGGAUGCUGGGAAGGCCCUGGUUGAGCGUGUCCGUUGCUGGAGCGAGUAUGAGACUGCAGAGGAGGAGUUUGGCGAGUGGCUGGCCGAGACGGAGAAAGUUCUCACCCAGGAGCCUGAGAGGAAAGCAGACCUUGGCGAGAAGAAGAGCCAGCUAGAGAGAUACAAAGCCCUAGAGAGUGAGAUUACUUCCCACAGCAUAAACCUCCAGGACGCGGAGCAGAAAGCUCUGAAGGUCCUGGAGCACGACACAGGCUCAGUGGACGUCGAAGGGAAGACGGCUGACCUCAGGGCUCGCUAUCAGGCACUGUGCCUUAGGUCAAAGGAUGUGACAGAUGCCCUGACACACAGUGUGACAGAGCACCAGGGGUAUCAGGAUGCCCUGCAGGAGGCAGAGAAGGCCCUGCUGGAUAUCUCACAGCAGCUCACCACCCAGGGGGCAUUACCAGAGGGGGCCAGCCUGGAGGACAGCCAGCAACAGCUCUCACAGCUCCAGGGAAUCAUGAGGCAAAUCACUGCAUGCUCUGCCAAACUAGACCAGGCUUCUGUAGCCGGUAGUGCUCUCACGAGCUCCGCCCAAGCCACACCCACACUAACCCAGCAUGUAGGGGUGGAGCUCAGGGCCGUAGAGGAGGGGCUGGAGGCUGUCAAUCAGACUGCCAAUAGCAUACAGGCACGCCUCCAAGACCUGAUUAACCAGCAGCAGGUUUAUAAGGAGACAUUGCAGACUUGUGCUGACUGGUUGCAGGUCGCACAGCAGGGAUGGAGUGUGGAUGAAGCUGAUGCGAAGGCGGCGGUUGUCAUAGAAACGGAAGGGCUGGAGGACGCCCAGAAUCAACUCAAGGAGCUGCAAGCUUUGUUAGACACAGCCGUGAUGCACAGCCAGCUGGUGCAAGCAGCUGAGGAGAGCUUGGAAGACUCCAGUGCUGACCUCUCCACCUCCCAGCUCUCCGCUGACGUCCACCAGCAUCUCACAGUGGUCACGGAGACCGUGGAAGCCCGCAUCGCUGUCGCACAGCAGCUCAGCAAGCAAUGGAAGGAGCUGGAGGAGAGGAAGGCCAGGCUGGGGGAGUGGCUUGAGCAGGCCAGGGGGCGGGAGGAGGAGGAAAGACUCCAACCUGCCGAGGUGGAUGUUGCCAAAGCCAAGGCUCAUCUGGAUGGUGUUGAGGACUUCCUUAAAGAGGUCAAGGCCAAGCAGGCAGAGUUGGCCCAGAUCCGAGACGAGCAAUCCCACCUCUGCCACCGACCUGACCCAGACCUGGACGCCCUUGACCAAGGCUUCAAGACCUUGUCCGACCUAGUGGAGCAGCUGGCAGAUGCCCGCAGGGGGGAGCUGGAGGACGCCCGGGGUUACCUGGAGGCAAGGAGCGCUGUAGAAAAGGUGCUUGAUGAAGCCCAGAAAACCAUGGAAGAAAUGGAGAAAGAUGACUUCAUGCCCAUUUCUGAGAAGCUAGAAAAACACCAGAGGACGUCUUCCUUACUGGCUGAGAGGAAUGAACUUGAUGCCUUGAGGGAAUGCACAAGGAGAGUGUGUGGAUCCACAAGCCCAAAGGAGAGAAAUGCUGUGCAGGAAUUCUUCAGUGAGAGCACCGAGAGGUGGGUGAGUCUCGGGGAGCGAGCCCGCACGGGCACCCACACCCUCCAGCAGUCCCUGACAGACUACAAUGCCUUCCUGGACAAGGCCAAGGAAUCCCGGGAAUGGUUAAAGGCUACUGAGGACCAGCUGGCUGUAGGAGAGAUGGUAGGCCCCGCAGUGGAGGGCGCUCAAGAGAUACUGGAUGCUAACCAUGCUAUUUGUUCAGACAUUGCCAGCAAGAAGGCGGUGUAUCUGCUGGUCAGCAGCCAGGCGGACAAACUCUGCCAGGGGCUGAGCCGCAGGGAGCGAGAGAUGGUACAGCAGCACAUGCAACAGAUCGGCGCACAGUUGGAAUUGCUGGAGCGAGAGCCUUAGAGAGACAGAAGAUCCUGCAGACUUGUGUCGUGGAAAGAAGGGAUUUCUGGCAGCAGUUGGAGUCAUGUACAGACUGGAUCCAGGAAAAAGAACCCUUGAUUCUACAGAAGGAAUGCCCGGCU
Messenger RNA from Acanthaster planci (crown-of-thorns starfish), 6812 nucleotides. Its product is annotated as muscle-specific protein 300 kDa-like. NCBI's taxonomy places the organism in Eukaryota, Metazoa, Echinodermata, Asteroidea, Valvatida, Acanthasteridae. Gene Ontology annotation, cellular component: membrane. Gene Ontology annotation, molecular function: protein binding. The record is from RefSeq and is a predicted model, not a curated record.